AUGGCAGGUGAAAUUUACGCCCAGAUCCCACUGAUGGUCUUAAGCAUAUCAUCAACAACUGCUUCACAUUCACAUAACCCUCGUCAUCUAAACACAUCGCACUCUUCAUCAAAUAGUUUCUCCAAAGGCAUGCCAAUGCAUUUCGUGCACCAGCUAUCAGAACUAAGACCCCUUAAACCAUCAAACCACAGAUUAAUUAACAUGCAACAUACGUACACACCAUCUGUAGCAGCAGCAGCAAAGCAGCAUGAAACUCUGCAUCUACUGGAGCAUUUCAGAGGAGUACAACCUAAUUACUAUAGUCCACGAAAUGGAAAGAGUAAAUUAAUGUUUCCACCGCCACCACCGCAGUGGCGAAUGCCACUUAUGCCUGACAACCAUUUCGAACGUCAUUCAAUAGACCGUCCCUCGGUGUCGGCUUUGUCAUCGUCUUCGUUUAGUAAUCAAAUACCACGUCCUCCACGGUUGACACGCACACAGAGUGACAAUCGACGACAUUACAUUGACUCCGAGUCGGAGCAACCGAGACCGUUUAAUUUUCCACUCGAAGGACCACAACCAUCAGAAUUCAAGAAAACUAAGAAAUCAAAGAAAAAAGAGAACAAGGUUAACAACAUCCAGGACAUUUUGAGACAAGAACCACUACCAGCGAAUGUCAACCAAUAUCAAAUGCCCGUUGGAAUUCAUAUCUCAGGAUCGUUUAAGAAUCUACAGAACAGUGGAAUAUCGAAUGUUUUCCGAAGAUACAUUCAAGUGCAGCCCCAAAUCGCUCAGAGCCAAGUUAACUACCAGCGAGUUGCGAUUGAUCCUUUCUAUCCUUACAAACCAAAGUCAUUGAAUGACAUCAACUCGUUAGCAAUGAAGCAGUUGGGCUUGAAUAGGAAGAAGAAGAAAACUAAUAACACCGCUGUGGCAGGGCUAGUAUUUCAACCGAGUGGACAGAGGCCUGUUUCAGCGGAUUACUACUUAGAAGCACUAAGGAUGAAUAACUCAUUGAAUGGCUUGGGUGCGCAACGAAAUUUGAAACACGAACCGUUUAGCCUCAAGCUAGAAGUCUAUCCGAUCCGCAGUGGCAAGAAAGCUCCAAUCGUCCCUUUGACUGUAGCCCCAUUCCUAACAACAAUUCAACCAAUGUCGCAGAACUUUCAACCCUUUUACCCAGCACAAAUGGGAACACCAUAUGGCAUGCCAGUUGAUAAUGGUGCAAACUAUUUAAAUUACAUGAAUAUGAACAUGCCUCAGCGACACAAGGGCAAACUAGCUCAUUCCCCGAGCCUCUACUCAAGUGCUUAUCAGCGAGAUAAGUCUCCUUUGGAGUCAGAUGCUCUCAACAAUGAUGGGGUCCAUAAACCUCGUGAAAAGAAACCCAAAUCAAGCGCUAAUCAAUUAAUGGUACAUCUGAAUGUUUUUCCAAGCAAGAAAGACAACAAUAUUGCGCCUCCUCCUCCACCGCUGCCACAAAACCAUCUCUACGAUGUAAUUCAUGCAGAUGUUCAUGAACGUAGCUCAGGGGAUUUGGUGGAAAAUAAAUAUAAAGCAAAUAAAACAUCAACUUAUAAUGACUGCGAUGUGGGUGAAAAAACUUUCGAGGAGACUGACGUCCUCAGUUCUACUGAUACUUCGUUGGAUUAUCAAAAAGGUAGAACCCUAAAUGAAGCCCCCGUCGUUGUGGAAAAUUACGCACCAUCCCAAAACGAACAGCAUAAGCCCCAAGAACUGACAUCAACUAAAAAUGUAUCUGGAAAUAGAACUGAAAAUAAUUCGGAAAAAUUUUCAACUUUCCGAUUCCCGGUAGAAAAUCUGCUGCAAUUUCAAGCAAACGAUGCUGUUAUUAAUAACUGAUUUUGUUUUUAUUUAUUAUAGUUAACAGUCAGUAAGUUAAAAAUAUU
This is a messenger RNA of Eupeodes corollae, 1889 nucleotides long. RefSeq lists its product as uncharacterized. Lineage: Eukaryota; Metazoa; Arthropoda; Insecta; Diptera; Syrphidae. The coding region runs from base 1 to 1842 and encodes 613 amino acids. The transcript is spliced from 2 exons. The record is from RefSeq and is a predicted model, not a curated record.